Pseudocercospora fijiensis CIRAD86 is the source of this 1146-nucleotide messenger RNA. RefSeq lists its product as uncharacterized. Gene Ontology annotation, molecular function: endopeptidase activator activity; proteasome binding; ubiquitin binding. The transcript has 2 exons. The annotation marks the transcript as partial. The record is from RefSeq and is a predicted model, not a curated record. Gene Ontology annotation, cellular component: nucleus; proteasome regulatory particle, lid subcomplex; cytoplasm. NCBI's taxonomy places the organism in Eukaryota, Fungi, Ascomycota, Dothideomycetes, Mycosphaerellales, Mycosphaerellaceae. Gene Ontology annotation, biological process: ubiquitin-dependent protein catabolic process.
AUGGCCGCAACACCUCUCAUCACAUUCAAAGCUGGCAAAUGCGAUUUCAGCGGCCGUAAAGUCACGCCAAACCCAACGCCCGGCUACAUCUACCUAUACGAAGAGGAUGAGCUGCUGCACUUCUGCUGGCGGCCGCGUUCAGCACCUGCCACCGAACCUGAACUCGACCUCAUCAUGUUCCCACAAGACGGCCACUUCUAUCCACUGCUAAAAGAGCAAGGUGCUGAAGAGCUGCACUCCCCCACUACCGGCCGCAUCUUUGUUCUGCGCUUCACGUCCAGCAGUCAGAAGCACUUCUUUUGGAUGCAGAGCAAGGCGCAGUCACGGGAAGGACACUUGAGCUGGUUCAGCCAGCGGGAUCAGCGGAUUGGUCAAAUCAUCGAUGCGCUGCUGCAGGGCGAGGGUGUUGAUGUUGAGCGUGAGAUCCAGGACAUCCGGAACGGAGACGACAGUGCUGGUCCAAAUGGCGAUGCUGACGCCAUGGAGAUCGAUCACCAUGGCUCUUCAUUAGAGCGCCAAGAGACAGGUGGUGCCGGUGCCGAUGCCACAGGCGGCGACCCACGAGAGGAGGGCGAGGCAAGCAGAGAAGGCGGUGCAGAUGGAGGCAGAGCUGCUUCCUCAGGCGCACAAGACACAAACGCCAUUGUACAAAACUUCCUCAAUUCUCUCAAAGGCAGCGGUGGCAGCGGAUCACCACAAUCACAGCGCCAGGAUAAGCCCUUCACAACAUUGCCCGACCUCCUUCCGUCUUCAAUUACGACUGCAUAUCUAUCUUCGGCAUCACCGCAACAGAUCGAUCAUCUCUGCACAUAUCUACCUCCUGAGCUAUUUCUCCUUGGCCAGGAAUCGGAAGAGUCAACGUCAGCCACUGAGCCCAGCCCAGCCGCAACACAGGCAGCUAUUGAAGCUCUGUCGACAGCACAAAAGAAGGCCAUCCUUACCCGCGUGCUCCGAUCGCCACAAUUUCAUCAAAGUCUCGGAUCGUUGACGGUCGCUCUGCGUGAUGGCGGCCUUCCCAUGAUUGGCGAAGCAUUGCAAGUGAAGAUCGAGAAUGGAGGUCUCAUUCACGGCGGCAGUGUUCCCCUAGGUGGUGGCGACGCUGUCGAAGCAUUCGUCGAGGGUGUCAAAAAGACUGUAGAGGAGGAA